This is a messenger RNA of Ixodes scapularis (black-legged tick), 5109 nucleotides long. RefSeq names its product protein flightless-1 (gene fliI). The coding region runs from base 13 to 3786 and encodes 1257 amino acids. The transcript has 29 exons. NCBI's taxonomy places the organism in Eukaryota, Metazoa, Arthropoda, Arachnida, Ixodida, Ixodidae. Gene Ontology annotation, molecular function: actin filament binding; phosphatidylinositol-4,5-bisphosphate binding. The record is from RefSeq and is a predicted model, not a curated record. Gene Ontology annotation, biological process: myofibril assembly; barbed-end actin filament capping; actin polymerization or depolymerization. Gene Ontology annotation, cellular component: actin cytoskeleton; nucleus; cytoplasm.
AGACACAGCAAGAUGGCGGCAACGGGUGUGCUGCCUUUCGUUCGGGGCAUCGAUCUAACCCGCAAUGACUUCCAGGAGGAAUAUUUCCCCAAGGCUGUGGGUGACAUGACAGGCCUCAGAUGGCUCAAGCUGAACAGGACCAAUAUCGACUGGAUACCUGACGAACUUCAGAACCUAAAGAAACUGGAAAGCCUCUCGCUGGUACGCAACAGCCUGGUGACGCUGCAUGGGGAGGUGCCCACCCUGCCGUGCCUGCGCUCCCUCAACUGCCGCCACAACCGCCUCAAGAACUCGGGGGUGCCCCCGGAGAUAUUCGACCUCGAGGACCUCUCCGUCGUGGACCUAAGCCACAACGACCUGCGGGAGGUGCCGACAGACCUGGAGCGUGCACGGGGAAUCCUGGUGCUCAACCUGGGCUACAACAGGAUUGAGUCCAUACCUCACCAACUGUUUGUGAACUUGGUGGAUCUGGUUCACCUAGACCUGAGUGGAAACCAGCUCGAGACGCUACCGCCGCAGAUGCGGAGGCUGGUGAGCCUGCAGACGCUGGUGCUCAACGACAACCCCCUCGGCCACUACCAGCUCAGGCAACUGCCAGCGCUGACAUCGCUCCAGACGCUGCACAUGCGGAACACGCAGAGGACGGUCGUCAACACUCCGGUCUCACUAGACACCUCUGCGGUCUUGUCGGACGUGGACUUCUCGCAGAACGCACUGCCGCGCAUUCCGGACGUGCUGUACACGCUGACGACACUGCGCAGGCUCAACCUCAGUGACAACUGCAUCUCCGAGAUAUCGCCCGUGAUCGGAGAUGUCUGGAAAAGCAUCAGGAUACUCAACCUGUCCAGGAACAAGCUCAGCUCCCUUCCGGCGUCGCUGUGCAAGCUGACGACGUUGACGCGGCUGUACCUGAACGACAACCAGCUGGACUUCGACGGAAUCCCGUCGGGCAUCGGCAAGCUGCACAACCUCGAGGUGUUCAUGGCUGCCCGCAACAACCUCGAGAUGAUCCCUGAGGGCGUCGUGCGGUGCGGGCGCCUGAAGAAGCUGAUGCUGGGCCACAACCGGCUGAUCACCCUGCCGGAGGCGAUCCACCUGUUGACGGACCUGGAGGUGUUGGACCUCAAGGAGAACCCGGACCUGAUCAUGCCCCCCAAGCCCCUCGAGUGCCAGCGGGGCAGCGGCAGCGAGUACUACAACAUCGACUUCUCCCUCGGGGAGCAGCUGCGCCUGGCCGGGGCUGCACCUGCCGCGCAGAUACCCGCACCUCAGGCCGUGAAGGACCCAAUAGCGCGCAAGAUGCGGCUUCGGCGUCGCCGGGAGGGGGAGGCGGACAGCGACCAGGCCAAGAUCCUCAAGGGCAUGACGGACGUGGCCAGGGAGAAGGACCGCAACGGGCGCUCCGCUGCAGACGACCGCGUCGACUCCCUCAAGCCCAAACGGUGGGAUGAGGCACUGGAAAAGCCUCCCAUCGACUACAGCGAGAUCUUCGAGGAGGACGUGGGCCAAAUGCCAGGGAUAUUCGUGUGGGAGAUCGACAACUUCUUGCCGAACCCGCUCGACGAGUCGCUCCUGGGGAAGUUCUACGAGGGCGACUGCUACAUCGUGCUCAAGACGUUCGUGGAGGAAACGCAGAACCUCGACUGGCUCAUCUACUACUGGAUCGGCUCGGAGACAACGCUGGACAAGAAGGCGUGCUCGGCGAUCCACGCGGUGAACCUGCGCAACUUCCUGGGGGCCAACUGCCGCACGGUGCGGGAAGAGCAGGCGGACGAAAGCGGGGAGUUCCUGGCGCUCUUCGGUGGGAACGUGGCCUACCUCAAGGGCAGCCGGGCCUCCAGUGGCUUCUACAACGUCGAGGACGUGGAAUACAUAACGCGGCUGUACCGGCUGCACUCCAACAACCGCCUGCUGCACGUGGAGUCGGUCGCCGUGCACCCGGAUUCCUUAGAUCCCCGCUACGUGUUCGUGCUGGACGCCGGGCGCACGCUCUUCGUCUGGAGUGGCCGGCACUCCAAGAACACCAUGGUCUCCAAGGGCAGGCUGCUGGCGGAGAAGAUCAACAAGAACGAGCGCAAGAACUACUCGGAGGUGGUGACGUGCCCGCAGUCCGAGGAAGAGGAAGACUUCUGGAAGGCUCUUGGGGUCGCUCCGGCGGACUACGCCGGGUUCCAGCCGGAAGAGCACGUGCCGGACGACUUUGCUCCGGCGCAUCCGUGCCUCUACCGCGUCGGUCUGGGCAUGGGCUACCUGGAGCUGCCGCAGGUGGACUUGCCCGGGGGCAAGCUGGUGGAAUCUCUGCUGGACACGAAAAACGUUUACCUGCUGGACGUCAAGUCAGACCUCUUUGUGUGGCUGGGCAAGCGCUCUACGCGGCUGGUCCGUGCUGCGGCCCUCAAGCUAUGUCAGGAGCUCCUCUGCAUGAUUCACCGGCCGCCCCACGCCACCCUGAACCGCUGCCUCGAGGGGACCGAGUCCAUGGUGUUCAAAUCCAAGUUCGUCGGCUGGGACGACGUCAUUGCGGUCGACUUCACGCGCACCGCCGCCUCGGUGGCACGGACCGGAGCCGACCUGCAGAAAUGGAUGUCCAAGCAGCGGACUAAGGUGGACCUGUCGGCCCUGUUCAUGCCCCGCCAGCCGGCAAUGUCCAAGGAAGAAGCCAAGCAGCUCAUGGAGGAGUGGAACGAGGACCUGGAGGCCAUGGAGGCCUUUGUCCUCGAGGGAAAAAAGUUUGUCAAGCUUCCUGAAGAAGAGCUGGGCCACUUCCACAGCGGGGACUGCUACGUGUUCCUGUGCCGCUACUGGGUGCCCGGAGAGGCUGCCCCCGCCCCCGUGGGGGAGGAGGGGGGCGACGGGGAGGGGAAGGAGGAGGGGGAAGAGGAGGAGGUGGAGGACGACUACACGUGCGUGGUGUACUUCUGGCAGGGCCGGCAGGCCAGCAACAUGGGCUGGCUCACCUUCACCUUCUCCCUCCAGAAGAAGUUCGAGGCUCUGUUCGGGAGCAAACUGCAAGUGCUGCGCACGCACCAGCAACAAGAGAACCUCAAGUUCCUGUCGCACUUCAAGCAGAAGUUUGUGAUCCACUGGGGUAGCCGGAAGGAGGCGCAGCUCAGGGAGAAGCCCAACGUGGAGUUGUUCCACCUGCGAUCCAACGGGAGCCCCAUCUGCACACGCUGCGUGCAGAUUCCACCCACGGCGAGCAACCUCAACUCUGCUUUUUGCUACAUCCUGAAGGUGCCGUUUGAGCAAGAGGACGACGACAGCGAGGGCAUAGUGUACGUCUGGAUCGGGAGCAAAGCAGAUCCGGACGAGGUUCGGCUGGCCGAGGAACUCGCCCAGUCUCUCUACGGAGCGGCCGACUACACAGUGGUGACCGUGUGCGAGGGGGACGAACCAGAGAACUUCUUCUGGGUCGGCCUUGGUGGGAAGGCACCCUACGACACGGAUGCGGAGUUCCUGCGCUACUCGCGUCUGUUCCGGUGCUCCAACGAGAAGGGCUACUUUGCCGUGUCGGAGAAGUGCGCCGACUUCUGCCAGGACGACCUGGCCGAGGAGGACAUGAUGAUCCUGGACAGCGGGUCCACGGUCUUCCUCUGGGUGGGCAAGAAGUGCAGCGACGUCGAGGUCAAGCUGGCCUACAAGAGCGCCCAGGUGUACGUCCAGAACCUGAGGGUGGCCCAGCCAGAUCGUCCGAGGAAGCUCGUGGCGACCUGGAAGGGCAAGGAGUCCCAGCGCUUCACCAAGUGCUUCCACGGCUGGGGCACCUACAAGACGGUCGCCGAGUAACUGCCAAGUGAAGGCCGCCGUCUCAACCAGGUGUCGGCCAUGCAAGUAGCCGACACCGGGCCAGAUGCGACGGGUCAAGCCAGCAACCACGGGUGGAGCUAAUCGCACGCCAAAAAGCAGACGACGCCUAUCAUCGGCUACACUCGAGGUGGAAAAGCGGAUGUCAUGUGGCAGGGUGCUAGGGAGAACAUGGUCCCGAGGCUGGGCUGUGCGGUGCGUGUACAUUGACCUUGCCCCGCUCAAGCUUCCACCACGGUGUUGCCAAACCGUGUUUUCACUAACUUAUUUAUUUAUGUUGCCCUGCUCUGGAACGCCGUAUAACCACGUGCGGCGAAAUGCCAUUUUGCUUCAUUCCCAGGAAGUGUAGAAUGGUUCAGUGCAAUGAGAAGCUUGUGGUAAUUGUGGCCAGUGGCAGGGGAGGAUUCUGUGUCAGACUUGGGGAGGCGCUAAGCAUUCGGCUCUGACGUCGCAGACAGAUGUGACGUCACAGGCAGAGUGCUGCUCAGAUAUGCAACUAAAAAAAGAAACUGGUAUAUGUUUUCAAAACGACACCUCGCAGUGGCGGAACGGAGCGCCGGAAACGGGAAAGGGGGGGGGGGGGGGGGGGGGGCAGCAGGGGCAGGGCAGGGGGUAGGCGUGCGGAUGGUUGCUUUCUUAUAAGCGAGCAUUCUUUCUUGUUGUUAGGGCCGUCAGCUCUGGCCUCAGGAAGGCUGCCUCCCUCUAGAAAGGUUGUCCUUGGGUUGUCACCUCCCCCCCUCCCCCCCUUUUCCCUUGAAUCUGCCCGCCCCUGCACAGUGACAUCGGAAGUAUUGUGGAGAUGGAGGGGGUCAAUGGGAGGAUAGUUUCCUUCCUCCAGAUUGUUUACUAGGAAUGUCUAAGAGGAGGGGGGCAAGGACAGUCAUCUCCCCCACCCCCCCCCCCCCCCCCCCGAUCUCCUGUUCGGAUGCCACCAAUUGUGGCAUGUUUUUUCCACGAUCUGCAAUGGCGGGUGUGAGCCACCCUUGACCUAUGUCCCAAAGAGGCAAUGAUCCAAGCAAUGGCCACGCACUUCACCAAGGAAUGCCCAACCAGUGGUGCCAAAGGGUCUUGCCAUGUUACGGAGCAGCUUCUCCGAUGCCAAGGCUGCUUUUCGAACUUUUUCGUAGUGCAACAUAAUUGCGCAUUUGAGGAGUUUCACAUUGCCUGUGCUGAAUGAUGCUGCAGUUUUCCGAUGGGCGUGCCUGUGUGUGUUUAUGAAGUGAACCAUACGAAGUUUACUGUCAUGUUGCCAUGUGUGUGUGUUUGUGUGAUGCGUUUAUAAAUAAAAGAUGACAUUUUUUCCGA